Juglans microcarpa x Juglans regia is the source of this 1156-nucleotide messenger RNA. RefSeq names its product EPIDERMAL PATTERNING FACTOR-like protein 2. Gene Ontology annotation, biological process: stomatal complex development; guard cell differentiation. Bases 521 to 946 code for a protein of 141 amino acids. NCBI's taxonomy places the organism in Eukaryota, Viridiplantae, Streptophyta, Magnoliopsida, Fagales, Juglandaceae. The transcript is spliced from 3 exons. The record is from RefSeq and is a predicted model, not a curated record.
AAUGCACCUCUAGCUUUCGGCAUCGAUACCAGCUUAUGGUUGCUCAUGUGCUGUCCAUCCCUCUCUUUCUGCUACUUCCAGUUAUAAACAUGAUAUAUAUAUAUAUAUAUAUAUAUAUACACACACACACAUAUGGUACACUUUGGCUUCUGGUGGCUCAUGAAACGAGGUCGAGGUCCUUCCGUUUUCGGCUGGGGUCCUAAUUCAUCUCUCUUUUAAGCUUUAUUGUAGAUUUGUACCACUCUUUGUUGCCUUCCGCCUCCACCACUGAUAGGGAAAAUAUAAAUGGGGAGGUAAAAGGUGGCAAUCUUAUUUGCAUUAUGGAGGUAGCAUUCACUCUCUGAACCUUCUCCUGGACACUUUUCAGAAUUUCGGUUUCAUUUCCUUCUAAACUGCCAGCAUUCAGGCCUCUCUUUCUCUCUCUUGAUCUACUCCUAUUUACUAUUCCCCUUGUUUUCCUCUUAGGGUUUUAGUUUUACCUUCAAAAGAACUUCUCCCUCUCACCGUGAAAAAAAAAAACAUGGACAGCUCUGAAAAUUGCGUUUGUUGGCACAGAUAUAGACAUCUACUCAUAAUUUCCAGCUUGCUCUUUGUGCUUUUGGUUUCAAGCUCGACCAAAGUGAGAUUCAUGGCUGAAGGAAGAGGCAUUCCAGAGUUAGUUAAGGCUGCUCAAGAAAGGAUAGAAGAGAAGAAAGUAGUAAGGAUGGUGAGAACUCAGAUAGGGUCAAGGCCACCAAGUUGCGAGAGGAGGUGCAGCAACUGUAAGCACUGCGAAGCAGUUCAGGUCCCGAUCGUCCCAAGAGUACUGCAAAAAACACCCAGGACAAACCACUUCUCUGCAGCUGCUGUUGCGACCCCCACAAUUGCAUACUCCAGAGAUGGGGUCUCUAACUACAAGCCUAUGUGCUGGAAGUGCAAGUGCGGGGACUUCAUCUUCAAUCCUUGAUUGAACUUUUUCACCAUUUUCAAUUUGGUAAAUAAGAUACUAGCAAUUGUAACACUGAUCCGUCCCUUUCUCUGGCCAUCUUUUUAGAGAUUUCCUUCAACCAUCCCUAUAUAUAUACGAUGGGGAUUGGAUUGUAGAGUGCAUUCGUGGGUUGUUUUUGCACAUUAAGCUGUGUGCCCAGCUCCCUAAUUUCAGCAUCCACUUUCUGUA